GUUGAAGGGUCGUCGGUUGAAACGCCGGGUGGCGUCUCGUGCUGCUCAUGUCAGUGCACAAGUCGACGGGGAUGGACCACGUGGUUGCCUUUUGCGCGAGCGUGUGGCGCGAGAUGCAAGAGGACGGCCUCGAAGCCUUCCUCUUCCCACGCGCUGCGUACCGCGCCGUGCCACUGUGCGAAGCCAACACAACGGAGCUGCAAACACAUGUGAACGCUCAUCGAUGCGCGGAGGACGCCAUGGACGACGACGGAUUCCGCCUUCCCGAGGACUAUGCCGAGAUCCGUAUUGAGUGGAAGCGACAGCACUACGGCGACCCGGUGUCGCGAUUCGACGCAGACGACGUGACCACUGUCUCGCUGCUCUCGGCGCCACGUGCAUGAGACCGAGGGCAGACAGUACUCUCUAUCUAUGAGCCACCGAGAUGUAAACCACAUCAUAUGCGAUGGACC
Messenger RNA from Saprolegnia parasitica CBS 223.65, 452 nucleotides. RefSeq lists its product as hypothetical. Bases 48 to 383 code for a protein of 111 amino acids. Lineage: Eukaryota; Oomycota; Saprolegniomycetes; Saprolegniales; Saprolegniaceae. The transcript has a single exon. The record is from RefSeq and is a predicted model, not a curated record.